AUGGCGGAUGAUGGUAUGCUUCUGAAUUUUGAGCUGGGCUCUGGGCCUCUCCAGACCCAGGUCAAAUAUAAAGGCGGCCGAUGGCGAGACAGGAAGCGCGCUGAGAGGAGCGCAAACCUGCGGCACACCCGUCCCUCCUCCGACCAAACGCAAAACGACGACAGCUUUCGAUCGUCAAAACGGCAAAGAGUUAAUCACGACACAUCAGGAAUUCAGCCAAGCUACGGACAAACCUCUCGAUAUAAUCGAUCUGGCCACGAUGCCGUAGAAAAUGAUGGUCCCGAUCAGCACAAGUCCGACCCCUCGGCCAAGGGCAAUCGCCAGGUUAUCUCGCGCCUCUUUUCCUUCAAUCCGGCUCAGACGACCGAAAAUAAAAAAGAAGAAGAAGAAUGGAAAGCACCACAACCCACCAAUGCGCCACUCACCGAUGUUGCCAAUUUUGGUUCACUUACCCUCUCCACUCGACUUGUCGAUGCCUUGGCCAAGAUGAACCUCGAACGUCCUACCGCCAUUCAACAAAAAGUCAUCCCGCAUAUGCUGUCUAAUAGUGGCGACGCCUUUGUACAAGCCGAAACUGGUUCCGGAAAGACAUUUUCUUACCUCCUCCCCAUACUGCAUCGAGUUCUGAUGCUCAGCAGUCAAGGCGACGGCAAACAAAUACAUCGAGAUUCCGGUAUUUUUGCCAUCAUCGUUUCACCUACCCGAGAGCUUGCGAAGCAAACACAUACCGUCCUUGAGCAGCUUAUCAGACCCUUUCCAUGGCUGGUAUCGACCGCAAUCACUGGUGGAGAGUCCAAAAAGGCCGAAAAAGCAAGGAUUAGAAAGGGUGUCAACUUUCUGGUUGCUACACCCGGACGUCUGGCUGAUCACAUUGACAACACAAAGGCUCUGAAUAUGGGCACUGUCCGCUGGCUUAUUCUGGACGAGGGUGACCGACUGAUGGACUUGGGCUUCGAGGAAGAUUUGAAAAAGACCAUUGAUGCGCUUAAGAAUGUCCCGGUCGCCAAAAUUACAGAAAACGGAACAUCUCUCGAGAGUCUGCCCGCGAGACGAGUCACAGUGCUGUGCUCAGCUACUAUGAAGAUGAAUGUUCAAAAGCUGGGAGAAAUGAGUCUUGCCGAUGCAACGUUUUUGGCUACCGAAAAGAGCGACGACGACAAAAUGAACGAGGACAUUGUUCACAAAGCCCCGGCCCAAUUACACCAAACGUACAUUAUCGUUCCUUCCAAGCUUCGUCUAGUGACGCUCACGUCAUACCUCAAAUCAGUCUUCUCCAGGCGUGGACGCACUAUGAAGGCCAUUGUCUUUAUGUCAUGCGCUGACACCGUUGAUUUCCAUUAUGAAAUGCUCCGCAACCCCAACGAGACAGAGUUGCCAGCAGCUGCACAAAAGGAAAAGGAGCUAAUUGAGAAGACAGUCUCCAAGGCUGCGUACAUCACGUCACCCGCAAGCCCAGACGUCAUUUUGCAUAGAAUGCAUGGCUCGCUCUCCCAACCGAUCCGGACAGCAACCCUGAAAUCCUUCUCCGCCUGCAAGUCGCCAUCCCUGCUCAUCACCACCGACGUGUCAUCUCGAGGCUUAGAUAUCCCAUCCGUGGAUUUGGUCAUUGAGUACGAUCCAGCAUUCAGUUUCGCCGACCACAUCCACCGCGUGGGACGAACAGCCCGUGCCGGUAGAUCUGGCGACGCCACGCUCUUCCUCCUUCCCGGGACCGAAGAAGGCUACAUUGAGCUCCUCAAAUCCUCAACCCCUCCCUCGUCCCAAUCAUAUGAGAACAUCCUCAAGACGGGCUUGAUGAACAAGCUUGAGUUCCCUGUCGAAACCUCCGCCACCCCCACAGACGGCCAAUCAUACCACGAUAAAGCUGAAUCACUACAGCUUCACUUUGAACAGCGCCUCCUCAACGACAACAAACGCCUGGAGCUCGCACGCAACGGCUUCAAGUCUCAUAUCAGAGCAUACGCAACACAUAUCCGUGAAGAACGAGUCCACUUUGACAUCACGCAGCUGCACCUGGGACACGUCGCGAAAAGCUUCGGCCUCCGCGAUCCACCUGGCGGCAUAGGCGCGGGUAUCGAUCGCAAAGCCAAGAAGAAGAAGGGCUCGGCCAACCACAAGGAUCGCCACUCUUCCUUCAAGGACGACGACACUUCAUCAGCGGCUGUGGAUCAGAGGCCAGCCAUGGAUAUUAUUAAGCAGAAAAGCAUGAUGUUGAUGAGUGGCGCCGCAGAUGAAUUCAACAUUGGUUAA
This is a messenger RNA of Metarhizium brunneum ARSEF 3297, 2250 nucleotides long. RefSeq names its product ATP-dependent RNA helicase DBP7 (gene DBP7). Gene Ontology annotation, cellular component: nucleus. The record is from RefSeq and is a predicted model, not a curated record. Gene Ontology annotation, molecular function: ATP binding; nucleic acid binding; RNA helicase activity. Gene Ontology annotation, biological process: ribosome biogenesis. NCBI's taxonomy places the organism in Eukaryota, Fungi, Ascomycota, Sordariomycetes, Hypocreales, Clavicipitaceae.